Messenger RNA from Dioszegia hungarica, 2460 nucleotides. RefSeq names its product glycoside hydrolase superfamily. Gene Ontology annotation, molecular function: steryl-beta-glucosidase activity. Gene Ontology annotation, biological process: ergosteryl 3-beta-D-glucoside catabolic process. The coding region runs from base 1 to 2460 and encodes 819 amino acids. Lineage: Eukaryota; Fungi; Basidiomycota; Tremellomycetes; Tremellales; Bulleribasidiaceae. The record is from RefSeq and is a predicted model, not a curated record. The transcript is spliced from 14 exons.
AUGGCCAGCACCGCUCAAGCUCAGUCCAUAGCCGCGGCCCAGUCCGUCGCUAUCACCGCGGCGCGCAACCACAGUCCCGCCGCUCACGCGCCCCUGCAGAAGCUGACCACUGCACACGGUCACUUCCUCCUUCCCCCUCCUUCGGCCAACCUCCCGGCCCCUUCCGUCCUCCUCCGCGGCGUCAAUCUCACCUCUUCAUCCAAGUACCCGCCAUUCGCGCCGUCUACCCCUUCUGCUACGGGCACGCGGGAAGAGCGCGAUCGGGCGAGGUUGGAGGAAGCCGGGUGGAGGACUGAUAUUCCAGCGGAUAGUGGAUGGUGGGAGGAGGCGGAGCAGGGCGGGCGAGACGGCUGGUUUGUCGGCAGGCCAUUGAAGGAGGAAGAGGCAGAUGUGCAUUUCAAGCGAUUGACGGCGUGGGGGUUUACGACGAUCCGAUGGGUCAUCCCUUGGGAGGCGUUGGAGCAUGCGGGACCAGGAAAGUAUGACGAGCAGUACAUCGACUACACGAUCCGCCUGAUGCGGAAAGCCAAGUCCCACGGGAUCAGGAUAUUCAUCUCUGCACACCAAGACGUCUUCUCACGCUUCACAGGCGGGUCCGGUGCGCCAUACUGGGUACUCUUAGCAUGCGGUAUCAGUCCGAGACGGGUACAUCAGACGGGAGCGGCUGUACUGCAGAGCCAAUACAAGACCGAGGGUACGGUGAUUUGGAACGCCAAUACCGGACGCCUUGCCGCCAGACACUGCUUCACCAUGUUUUGGGCGAGCAGUACGUUUGCGCCGAAAUGUCAGAUAGACGGCGAGCCUGUUGGUGACUGGCUUCAGAAGCGCUUUGUUGGCGCAUACGAGCAUCUGGCCAAGCGGAUACAAGAAGCUGGCGAUCUGUUUGACGACAGCAUGAUUGGAUGGGACUCGAUCAACGAGCCCAACGAGGGAUUCAUCGAGAUCCCGGACCUCAACGUUAUUCCGGAAGCGCAGGCGUUCAGAAAAGGACCCUCCCCCACACCCCUUCAGGGGUUCCAGCUCGGUAUAGGCCAGUCCGUGUCCAACAUUGAGAAUGCCGACUUUGGCUCGCUAGGCCUGAAGAAGAAGGGCACCGUCACCAUCACGCCGCCUGGCGGGCAGGGGUUAUGGUUGACCAAGGCCGAGUCGGACGAGGCGGCGCAAAAGUGGGGCUGGAAGAGAGGGGCAGAGUGGUCUUUCUGGGACGAAGGGAAGGGGGGUUGCGUCUGGGCUGGGCAUGGAUUGUGGGACCCGGCUUCCGGUAAAGUCUUGCAGAAGGACUACUUUGUCAACAAGCCCGGCGGGGGCGAAUACGAGUUCAUUGACCAAUUUUGGAAACCUGCAUACAUCGAGUACAUCCGCGCAAUCAAGCAGCAUCAGCCUGAAGCCAUCGCUCUGAUCAACCCGCCUAUCUUUGCUCGGCCGCCCAAUCUGACUCAAGAGCACAUUGGCGACCGAGCAGCUUUGAGCUCGCACUACUAUGACGGGCUCACCAUGAUGGGCAAACGGAGACAUCUCUUCAAUGCCGACGCGGUCGGCAUUCAGCGCGGACUCAAGAGCAUGCUUGGAGCUAUCACUUUCGGCGAUAGCAGUAUCCGAGCCAACUUCAAGAAACAACUGAAUGAGCUUUCGAGCGAUGCGGCCGAUACGGACGGAAUGGCAGGCAAGAAUGCAUCUCAGGAAUGGCCGACUAUCAUUGGCGAGAUCGGGACGCCGUGGGAUAUGAAGAAGCACAAUGGAUUGUUGGGAUUGACGAAGGGCAAGUUGAAGCGGGAAGAUUAUGAUGAGCCGGCCAAGGCCAUGGAUCAACUGCUUGGCGCUGGAGAUGGCGCGAAUGCCCUAUCCUACACGCUGUGGACGUACGAACCCCUCAACACCCACGAGUAUGGGGACGGUUGGAACGGCGAAGACCUCUCCCUCUUUAGCUUUGCAGACCUAGCCGGCGACGACGACCUCCCAGCUAUGGACCCGCAGGACCUCUCGUCCCUCAUCAUGCUUGGUGCGCGAGGCGUGCAGUCCUGGUGUCGCCCAUACCCGCUCGAAACGACCGGUGAAAUCACCAAAUUCGCCUUCAACAUGUCGAGCGGGAAACUGGAGCUGAGUCUUCGGCUCCCUGCUUUGUCUCAGGACCCGCUCGUCGGUAGCUCGGCAUCCGUACUUUCCGCUGGCGAGAACAUGGGGUACACCAAAAUCUACAUCCCCUACGUCCACUACCUGGCUACCAACCCACCUGCAGCUCUCGAGGCAGGGAUCGUCGCCAAGCGGAUCCUCGGCGAACCGGACAGCGAAGGGAGCGAGUGGGUCAAGGGUCGCGGACCGGCGGUGGUUGACCUGGAAGUGGCCGAGCUGAGCGAGGGAAGUUUGACGGUGGAAGGACAAUGGGGAAUGUGGCGGUACCCCUUACAACAGGAUAAGGAGAGGGAGAUCAAGCUGGUCAUCAAGCCGUGGAAGAGGGUGUAG